This is a messenger RNA of Drosophila arizonae, 980 nucleotides long. It is a transcript of the gene Peritrophin-A, whose product is annotated as Peritrophin A. Gene Ontology annotation, molecular function: chitin binding. Lineage: Eukaryota; Metazoa; Arthropoda; Insecta; Diptera; Drosophilidae. The record is from RefSeq and is a predicted model, not a curated record. Gene Ontology annotation, cellular component: extracellular region.
UUUCAGUUGAGUUUGGAACGCGUAACCGUUAAAACGUGCAGCGGAAUUUCAAGUGUCGCGCUGUUGAAUUCAAAUUGAAACGUUGUCGUUGCCGUUGUCAUUGCCAUUGUUGUUUUUGUUGUUGUUAUUAUUUUUGUUUAUUUUUUUUUUUCUCAAAUCAAUUGAUUUUUUUUUGUCGCCUGCUUGCCAUUCUCGGCUGUUGCUGUUACCGUUAGCCACGUUUUCGUCUUCGCCGCCAACAUGCAACGCGCACAACUAAGCUGCGUCCUGAUCCUGGCAUUCAUUGCUUACGCAAAUGCUUUGGCUGUUGGCACACCCGAAUGCCCCGAGAAGCAUGGCGUCCAGGCUUACGCCCACACCGAGAACUGUGAUCAGUUCUUCCUCUGCACCAACGGCACCUUGACCCUGGAGACCUGCGAGAACGGUCUGCUCUUCGAUGGCAAGGGCGCUGUGCACAAUCACUGCAACUACAACUGGGCCGUUGACUGCAAAGGUCGUCAGUGGGAUCCCACGCCCAUUUCGACACCUGGCUGUGAGUAUCAGUUUGGUCUGUAUGCCGUCUCGAAGGAAUGCUCCACCACCUACAUCAAAUGCGCCCACGGCGAGCCCCACGAACAGGACUGCGAUGCGGGUCUGGCGUAUGAUGAACGCAUCCAUGGCUGCAACUGGCCCGAUCAGCUGCUCGAUCACUGCAAUCCCGAGGCUGUUGUUGGCUUCAAGUGUCCCACAAAGGUUGAUCCCAAUUCGGUGGCCGCUCGCUUCUGGCCCUUCCCCCGGUUCCCCGUGCAGGGCGAUUGCCAUCGCUUGAUCACCUGCGUGGAGGGCUAUCCACGUCUGAUUAGCUGCGGCGAGGACAAGGUCUUCGACGAGCACACGCUCACCUGCGAGGAUCCCGAAUAUGCCAGCGGCAGCUGUACCAACUAUGGCAAAUAGUGUGACCGUAGUAACUGCAGCUAGACGAAGAAGAAGAAGAAGAAGAA